Molecule: messenger RNA, 11685 nt
Organism: Lymnaea stagnalis (great pond snail)
Lineage: Eukaryota; Metazoa; Mollusca; Gastropoda; Lymnaeidae
Source: the annotation of a GenBank genome assembly
CGUAAUAGUGUGUAGUGUGUAGUACGAACUACAACUAUCAAUCAUAGUGUGCAGUGGAAAAAAAUUGUAUUUCUUUGUUUUGAGCUAAUUAAUGUAUGUGUGCUGAGCACGCUGUGUAAUAUUUCUUCAGUGAGCCUAUUCAUAACUGAGAUCAUUAUUUGAUUAGCUUAUUUAAGUUUUAAUUAUUUUUAAGCAAUUAUUAAAAUUAAUAAUGAAUUAAAUUUAAAUUAAAUAACAAAUAAUUUGUUAAUAGUUAAAUUAAAAUUAGUUAGUCAAUCACUCAAUUGUCAAUACUAAAACUGAAAAAAAGACUAAUCUAAUCAACUAGUAUUACUAUUAGUAUUAGUAAUUAAAUUAGUAAUGAUUAGGCUUAAUACUAAUACUACUACUAAUAGUACUAGUACUAGUCUAGUAUUACAAUUAGUAAAUUAGUAAUUUUGUCAUAAAAUUAUAAUUUUACAAUUAGUGGUAAAUUUUGACUACGAUUGCCACUAUUUUCUCAAUGGCCACCAUCUUGGUUAACACGUGACGUGAAGUCAUCUAUCCCUAUGCCUAACCUGAACCCUAAAUCAAUCCCUAUGCCUAUGCCUAACCUGCAACCCUAAAUCGAUCCCUAUGCCGCUUAAACCUGAACCCUAAAUCGAUCCCUAUGCCGCUUAAACCUGAACCCUAAAUCGAUCCCUAUGCCUAUGCCUAACCUGAACCCUAAAUCAAUCCCUAAAAUAAUGUAGUACAAAUAAACAAAGGGAAGUCACUCCCUGGAAAAUAAGUUGUGGCAAUCGUAACUAGGAUUAGCCCAAUUGGUAAUUUGGCCCUAUGGCAAUGGAUAGGGCCUGUACUAUGACGAGGCCUAUGUCAUUAGAGUUAGAGUAGCCUAUACUUAUAAUGUACUAUAAUAUAAAUUGAUAAGCAUAAUUUAUAAUGAAUAAUAUUAAUAAUUUGAAUUAUAAUUAGUCUACAAAUUUUGAAUAGCCCAAAACUAACAUUUAAGUUUAAGCCUAGACCUACAACUAUAAAGUAAAGGAAUUAAACAGGAAUAACUUAGUCUAGAACAGUAAAAGUAAAGGGGUAAGUAAGUUAAUUCAAUAAGGUAAGAACUACAUUUUUCAUUAUUGAAGCACGACUAAAUCAUUAUUAUUACAUUAGUUGAUAAAUUUAAACCUAAAAUUUAACAGUAAUAAAUUACAAAAAAUUCAGUGUCAAUUGACUCAAGCCUAGCGGGACAGUGUUUUUUUUUAAAUAUAAAAUAUAAUAAAAGAAAGGGCAACUUAUCAUGUGAUAUAUUAUAUAUAUAGGCAAUUAAAAUAUCCCAAAUAGAGUUGCUGAGGUCACAGGCAGAAACAGUAAAAAAAAAAGGGGGAAUGAUUUUAAUUAUUAAAGAAAAAUAUUUUUAAUACAACUUAGAAGCUAUCCUUAAACGACAUCACGCUCAUUUUUGUGAAGGGGUGUCACAGAUUUAUGAAUAGACUAUGUGUAGUAAUUGGUGAACUGGAAGACGUCUACUAUAACUUAAUUGUAACUAAGUAAGAGUAACUGCAGUUACCAAUACCAAUGGCCACACAAAUAAAUUGACAUAGGCCUUAAAAAAAAACCACUAACCAUUGAUGAUAGGUUUGCCAAACUUACUGUCAUAUAAAAGUAUUAAUACAUAUCUGUACAUUUAUCCUGUAAUUCCAUAAUUCAUCAAUUGUAUUUUCAAUUUUCUCAUGUUUUCCUAUUAGAAAGCUGCUUAUUGCAUCAACAUUUUAUUUUUUUAAGUAUACUUAUCAUUUAUGGGUUCAAAAGUAUUAUUUAAUUUAUGUUCGUAUGAUUAUUUUUCACUGGUGUUGUAGUGUGGUAUAUUUUGGGUAAAGAAACCUGAUACAGCAAUCUUUAAAGUUCAUUUCAGCUUUGGUUAGUUUUUAUGAGUCUUGUCUUUUUAGACUUUCAGAUCUCUCCGAGUUUUUCUACCUUUCGAUCUUUUCAAGUUGUUCACAAGCGUGACUAAUUUCACUCAGCAAAAGAAAAGAAAAUUUUGUAAGCUCUACUAUAACAAAACUUUGUUUUCAUUUUAUUUCAUUUAUUAGAUUUACAACAAAUUAAAACAAAUUGAAUCAAUUGAGAAAAUGAAGCGGGAAGCUGAAGAAAAAUCUCAGUUGCUUCCAAAGUUUGCCAGAAUAUCAUUACCUGAAAGCGACGGUAGUUCUAGGGGAAAUAACUCAACAUCAGCUAUGCCAUCCUCUUGGUCACCUGAGCCAGAACAAUCUAAGCCACUAAAUAGUAUUAACAGAGGCCCCAUGAUCUCAGAAAGUACCACUGAUGGAAGUUCUGGCCCUGGCAGCAGUCAUUCUGGUGCUGCCAGGACAACAGCCAUUAGUGAUCUGCCGGGAGUAAUCAAGACAGAAGCAAAAGCUGAUUUGACAUCUGCGGUCCCUUCAAGAUUUACAAUGCUGUUGGAUCGAGAACCAACUGUAUUUCCAGCUGUGGGUCGUAUUCGAGGAGAAGGGCGAAUCAGAAGCAUUUCUGCAUCUGAGUCAAAUCUUACUGCCACCAGAUCUCACCAGUCUGUUGUCCAUGAAUUCAGAGCAGAUCAUCACAGCCAUAUCUCAUCUGUGAUAAAACAUGGGCCCCACCCUGUUAUACUGCAACAGAUACCAGGAUUUGAAAGACAAACCAGCUCUCAAAAAAACUUAAACUCUCUCCCUAGUAAAUCAGCUAAUAUAUACAAUCAAGCUAGUCUUCAGAAUAUGUUGGAAGUCCAACAUCCACAUUUGUUGCCAUUUGUGAAUUCCAAUCAUUCAAAACCCUUAGAAAUGACCACUACUAGUAUAAGUCAGAAUCAUGGUCAUUCCGUGUUAAACUCUGCCAGCUAUCCAUUGUCUUUAGAAACUCACAGGAACAUUACACCAGCUUUACCAAACAAUGGCAGCAGCACAUCAGCGGCACAUCAAGUAAUUAACUGUCUCCCAAGUUUUAGGGGAAAUCAUUUAACAUGUUCUAUGCCGCCUUUCUCCGUGUAUGAAACAAGCUCGGGAAAUCUCUUCAGAAAACUACAUUCAUCAUCUGUAUCAGCAUCAUCCUCAUCGCAAUCAACUUUUAAGUCUGGCUCCAGGCCAGAUGGAAUCAGCUUAUUUCCUAGAAAAAAGUCCAACUCAGAAUCAACAUUGUCAAGGUAUUGCUUAAAGUUACAGUAACAUAUAUAUCUCCAUCUUAAUAUGUGUAUCUUCGAAAUGAAAUUAUUAUCUAUGAACUGAUUGCAAAGGAUUCAAGUGUAAAUAUGGUGUUGAUUCUUAAUUACCUAUUCCAUCCCAGAUGCCCCCUUUUUUUUCUUUUCUUUUUUUUUUAAAUUUAAAAAUAAUGAAAAUAAACUAAUUACUAAUAAAUGAAUAUAUCAUUAAUUUCUGUCAUAAAAAUUGAAAAUCUAAUUUCUCUACAGGUUUGUUGGCAUUGAAGGUUCUUCGGCAAGAAGUAGGGGCCUAACCACGUUUUCUGAUCUCAGCUCUGGAUAUCAGCCAUCUCUAAGUCCAUCACCAUCUCCAUCGACUUCUGCUCCUCUAGCUGAUGAAAAUGAGAUGUUGCCCGUUGCUUCUGGCAGUAGAUAUCCUGAACUUGUUGCAUCCACCUCAGAGCCCAUUAGCGAGGUGCCCCGGUUUCUUGCACCAAGGCUAACUGAUAGAGCAGUGUCUCGCGCCAGGCACAUCUGCCACUCCUGGUCAGCUGCUGUGGUUGCUGCCGGAGAGCAAAAUGAUCUUGAUUCCACAUCUCUCAAUCCGCUAGCACCAGGUAAGGCAAGGCUGAACCUGAUGUGAACUUUAAAACUUUGUCAAGUGUCUUAUCUUUGUUGAUAUAAAAUAUUAAUUCUGGCCUAAAUCCAUUUUCAGGAACAUCUUCUGGUCUUUCAAGUGCUGGGCAGCGACCAUUCUUACCGAGAGGUUUAGUCCAUGAUUCACGCCUUCCCUCGUGGUGGCAGAGUACUCUUGAGCAGGCGGGUCAGUUGGAGAGACCAGAUGUCAUCUCACCUGACACUUCCAAAACAUUUCCUGCUAAUGAUGAGGAGUUUGUUGAAGAAGGAGCCAAUCUGUUAGCGGCUAACAAAAAGAAUUAUGCAGUUUUGAUUAAAAAAGCUGGUCCAUAUAUUUUAGGUAGGUGUUAUGAACAAUUAUUGCAUCACCAUACAUUUUGGGUAGAUGUUCAAGACAAUUAAAUGAUUCCAGGUCUAUACAUUUUAGUUAGGCCUUACAUCAUAUCUUCUCUGAGACAAACUGCUGUAGUUUAUGUUCCACAUACUGUUGUUGUUUAUGUUCCACAUACUGUUGUUGUUUAUGUUCAUCUUUAACUUGUGUAUCCACUGAAAUGUGUAGGUCCUAGAAUUGGCUCAUCUCCUGUGAGAAGUAUUGUACAGUGUCUGGCCAGGAAGGAGAAGACCAACAAGUUUUACAUCAUAAAGGUAAUGUGAGAACAAUCACUGCUGUCAUAAAGAUAAUGUAAGAAAAAUCACUGCUGUCAUAAAGUGAAGGUAAUGUAAGAAAAAUCACUGCUGUCAUAAAGUGAAGGUAAUGUAAGAAAAAUCACUGCUGUCAUAAAGUGAAGGUAAUGUAAGAAAAAUCAGUGCUGUAGGCAUUGCCAGACUAUCAACAAACAAAUAGUAACUCGUUGAUACAUUUUAUAAUGGAGACCACAGCAUAGAGUAAAACAUAAAUCACUAUCAGAUAUGGCCUCUGAAAUUGAAGAGAAACACCACAUACUGACAGACAAGGGGGUGCCAAAGGGCAUGGGCUCAGGUGACUGCUUCCGGAUGAUCGUCAAACUACUCAAACCACACUUUUGCUUCCUCUUAAAUGUCGCUCAUUGUCUUUUAACAUACCGGUAAUUUAUCUCGUAUUAACCCCUAAGCUUUGUACAUAUUAAAAUAUUAGAACCAGACAAGCCACUGAUCCAAGCACAAUGGCCCUACUUGCAUUAAAUCCAUUCACUAUUGCACCAGCCUCUCACCACUUCUUUCCCUUGCAGAUUCUGACUUUGGCUGACUCUGCUAAAGAGACUAUGGAUGACAGACAAGGGAAAAUGCUGAUGUUGACAGAAUUCUCCUUGCUGUCACAGCUGAAAGAUGCCAAGGGUGUGGUCCACUGCAUAGAUUUCUUCAAGGUCAGUUAAAUUGGUUUUUGUUGCUUUUUUUUUUGUAAAAAAUAAUUGAUUAAUGCUAUCUUAUCAAAUUUUUAUUGCUGUUCAAGCUUUUGUGUACAGUACAUCUGCCUAUUUACUUGCUAAAAUUAUGGUUUUUGUUGGGGAAAUGCCCCCUUAUUUUAGGUUAUAUAAUGAAUGAGACUUUUUUUUGUUGUAAUUAUUAAGGGCAGGUUAAACCCAUAAAAUCUUAAUUUUUUGGUAAAAAACGUAAAUUUAGAAAUCCAUCUAUCUAUGAAGUACAUUCAAUUCCAAACAUAACCAUCUUUUUUAUUUUUUAAAAAAAAAGCAAUAUAAGUAUUUUAUUUUAUUUUUUAAAGUUGGCAAGGUAUAAACAAAAUUACCUAAUUAAUUAUGCAAAAAAUUUAAAUGCGUAUAACUUUUCUUCUAAUUAUCCGAUUUUAAUAAUGUUUUCACCCACAUUAAGAAAAGUUAAAGAUUGUCACCAAGGAGCUAAGUAGACAAGACUGUCAUUUUUUAUUUUUAAAAUUUUGUGAAGCUGUCAAAAAUCUUUGCAGAAUCAAAUUGAGAUGUGGACCUUUUUUUUUUUUUGAAGAGCUGUGUAAAAUUCACAACAUACUAUAAUAUCAUGUUUUUUUUGUUGUUGUUGUUUGGUUGCACAAACUUUUAAACUUCAAAUAUUUUCUGUUUGGUUCACAGGACAAAGCUUGGGACACUAGAGAGAAAUGUGAAAUCAAUAGAUUGUGCCUUGUUGUUGACUGUCUGAUGCCUCACGACUAUGAGCCUGAAUCUCAUUUUCUAGUCAAUCUUCAGCAUCAUGUGAUACAUGAGAAAAAACUUAGUGAGAAGGAAGCCCUAAUCAUAUUCUGGGAUAUAGCUCAUAUAGUAGAGCAGCUACAUAAGGUAAGAACUUAGUGAGGCAGAGGCCCUUAUAUUCUGGGAUACAGCUCACAUAGUACAGCAGCUACACAAUAUGUUUAUAAAGAAUUAAUCGAUCAGUGUAUUUUCCAUGAAAACUUUCAGCAUUAAGCACAGUGACAUUUUCUGGAACUUUUAUUUUGAGGAUGUUAGAUAUUGAAUUUUUGUUUUAUUGUUGUUGUUUUGUUUUUUUUAUGGAUCUCCUUGACGAGAUUGGUACCAGUAAGUUUUUUCUUAAGUUACUUUUCUAAACAAUAAAAGAAAUGGAGAUAAGUCUUCAGAAGUAGAUAGUGGAUAAUAAAUGAAGGACUGCAUUCAAGCUGUGUGAAGGAAAUAGAGGAACAAGGUAUGUUGAGGCUUGAAAUGAAAGGUCUUGUCUGCUGAGGAAGGCUCUCAGCUAAGACAGUCUCCUUUAAUUGUCCUUAACUGUACUUGCCAGGACAUUCUAUUACCAAUACUAUUUCAGUAAUUUAAUAUGUUAAAUGUGAUUUAUUAAACAGAAAAAUAUUGUUCACCGUGAUCUUAAACUGGGAAACAUGAUAGUCGACAGACGUUCGUUGAGGGUCACCAUCACCAAUUUUUGCCUGGGAAAACAUCUUAGCUCAGAAAAGGACAAACUUAGAGAUCAGCGUGGCAGCCCAGCCUACAUCAGCCCAGAUGUUCUGAGUGGUAAGUUAAUGCUUUGUGAGCUGUUCUUUAAACUCAUUUUUCCUUUUCCAGCAAAGUUUUGAGAUAGUAUCCUCGAUUGCUUGGUGAACUCAAUUUCAUUUUAAACGCACUGGUGAAAUAUUUAAAAAAUACCUUUUUAAGCUUUCAAAUAAUGAUUAGACAUCAUCAUAUUCAUGGAACAUUUCUUGUGCUUUGUUCCAUUAAAAUCCUUUGACCUAACGCUUAAUGAGUUAAUUAAUUUUAGUACCAGUACAGUAUUCUUAAAUAAUUUAGUAAUUGAUCAAAAUUGUAGCUAACUUUAUGGUCAAUAAAAUUUCACUGAAGAUAUUGUUAAAAUGUGUUGUUUGAUUUGAAAUAAUGUCUGGCUGAGUAGAAGAAAGUAAAAAGAGAUUUGAAUUUAUGUGAUGAGAAGUUAUGCUUAAAAUUUUGUUAUUUGCGCAAUUCACCUUUCUCUAUGAGUUUUUGCACAUGUGAAAAUUAGAUUAUUUGUACAAAUAACAGCUUUUGUUGUUAUGUAUUUUGAGGAAACUUUCCAUGAACCAACUUUAGAUUAGGAUAUAUGACCAUGUUAAAUUUGGAUAUAAUUUAUUGCUAGCUUUUCUUGUUUUAAAAGGGCUGAUUAAAAUACAUAACUAUACUGAGCUUCAUAUACUGUAAUAUUUAUCUGGUGUUAGUCAAUAUUUUAAGCAGUAAGUAUCAAUAAUAUGGAUAUAUUGGAGCUUUAAAAGUAUAUUGCCAAGGAAUAUUUUCUUACUUAACUAUAUAUCUGGUGACUCGAUUCUUACUUAGUCAUAUAUUAUUAUUAUUAGUAGUUUAGUAGUAGUAGUGGUUUUAUAUAGCAUGGUACCCCAGCCUAGGGCUGGGCUCACAACGCUUUACAUACAAUUCAACAAACAUAAUCAUGAACUUAAAAAUUAACAUACAUUUAUUAAAUAAAACAAAAACAAAUGUAUAUUCACUCCACACAUUUAAGAACUAUUUACAUGUCAGCCAUGGACGGCACCCAGCAGCAUUGUUUAUUGAUGAUUGGGGGGUGGGGGGGGGUGGGGGGGGGACUCAGUCAGGAUAGUGACUUGAUUCUUACUUAGCAAUAUAUCUGGUGAAUUGACAGACUGAUUUCACUAGGCUUAUGAUGUUGAUAAACAUUUCUUAUAGUAUCAGAUAACAAAUGUAUCAAUCAAAUUAGUGUCAUUUCAGAAUAAAAGAUGUAGCAUUGUGAAAAAUAUUUAAAAAAUAGCAUCUAGGCAAAUUUUAAGUUGACUGUAGCUCAAUAAUCAUACAUAUUUUUGUUGUUUAAUUGUCAGGUAAACCUUACUAUGGCAAACCUAGUGACAUGUGGGCACUCGGUGUCGUACUCUUCACUAUGCUGUACGGGCAGUUCCCUUUCUACGACUGCAUGCCACAAGAACUCUUCCGAAAAAUUAAAUCAGCUGAAUUUACUAUUCCAAAGUAAGCUUGACAUUUUACAAUGUUCAAAUGUCAAGUAAAUGUUCAUUGAUGAUUUUUGUUUGAUUGUUCAUGAACCUUAAACAUACUGAGUUAUGCCAUACAUUGGAGCCUAUUUCCAUUUAUGUUAAAGUUCUCAAAACUUUAAUUUAUCCACCCAUAUCUUAAGUCCAACAUUCUGUUCAAACUGGAAAAAAAGUCUUCCCAAACAUGUUGACUUAAGUCAAGACUUAAAUUGUUUUAUACAAAUGAAGAAUUUUUAGUAAUUUUUGUUCUUGAUUUUGUUUGCCUUGAAAAUUGUAAAUCAUACCUUGUAAAAACUGUAACUUGAGUUCCUGACUGCAGUUACAUUUUUUUUUUAGUGAUGGAAGAGUCACAGAGGACACCAAACAGUUGAUUCAUCAGCUGCUGACAUUGGAUGCCCAGACUCGAAUGACAGCGGGACAAGUUGUAGAUGCCUUGGAGACUAUCAUAGGGAAAUGGUGAUUAUUUUUUAACUAGCUUAAAAAUUUAUUUUUUAACUCGCUUAAAAAUUUAUUUAUUCUUCUUUAAUUAUUUUCUUCCUUGGUGUAUGUUUUUAUUUAAAAUAGUUCCUUUUCAUGUGUUUUUUAAACUACAUUUUUUUUUUAAAUCACUCAUUCAAGUACAGCGAUGAUGUCAGAAAGCUCUGAACAAUUUGUUUUAUUAGCAAAAACUGAUUUUUUAAAAGUAAUGAAGACCAAAUUUUAUUAAAUUAAGUUUGUGGGGUUUUAUUUAUUGUCAUCUUGUUGGAUGCCAAAAUUGAAAGUGUGUGCUCAGCCUUGGUGGGCAAGUGUGACCAAUAUCAUUUAAUGUUGUGCUCAGCCUUGGUCUGCAAGUGUGAACAAUAUCUUUUUAUGUUGUGCUCAGCCUUGGUGGGCAAGUGUGAACAAUAUCAUUUAAUGUUGUGCUCAGCCUUGGUCAGCAAGUGUGAACAAUAUCAUUUUAUGUUGUGCUCAGCCUUGGUGGGCAAGUGUGAACAAUAUCAUUUAAUGUUGUGCUCAGCCUUGGACACAUGGGAUAAAUAUUUUAUGCUGUGCUCAGCCUUUGGCACAUAACCAUUUACAUAAUUCUUCAGUAGAUGUCAUACCUAUAAAAAGAUUGCAGGCCAAUGACGUAAAUAACUUUAAAAUCAUUUGUGUUAAAGAGUAAUUUUCUCGGCUUAAAAAGCAAAUCACAUUCUGUCUUUCAAAACGUAAAACAAAUAUUUUCAUUUACUUUUUAAAAAUAUUUUUUUUCAGGAAAGCCAUGAUGGCCUGUGAGACAGAUCAGGUGGUCCCAGACAUUCCUUUAGGGGUUGACAUGGAGUAUGAGCAGACUGAUAAUGAAAAGACAACCCAGACUGACCCAGGUGCCGGUGCACCAGAGUGCUCUGUCCCUUCGGGCCAACAGAUGCAAGCAGCUCUGGCCUCUGGGCCACCGAGCAACAGACAGCUGAUGAUAAAACUUGCAUCAGAUGCCAGGCCAAUGUCACCAGCUGAGAUAAGGGCCAUAAGACAUCUCUUUACUUCCAGGACUUAAGUUUACCAGGAGAAAAAAUAUCUUUUUUUUUUUUUUUAAUGAAGAAGAUAACACAAAAUUAAAUAACUUUGAAUGGAUGAUGUAGACUAUGUAAAUUAAUGUACAUUCAUAUUAUACCACUCUGUAGUUGUGUUGUUAAGGAGAAAUUAUUAAGGAUAAAUAAAUAUCUUUAAGCUUUUAUAAAUUAUAAUAUUUAUUUUUUUAAAUAAUUCACUUGGUAUGGCAGAACCAUGAAAAUAUUAUGAAUGGAUACGUUGGUUUUGUCUUAUGAGGGAAGGCAUUAUGAAUUUUAUAGUUGUCUAUAUGUAAGAGUUUCUUUGCACUUCUGAGCGCCAGUAUUGAGCACCUUACCUCCAGAGUGAUUGUAUUGUAUGAAAAUAGUUUUGUCUUUAAAUUAAAAUUAAGAGCAUAUUUAUUUAAAACUGGCUUGAAAAUAUUAACAUCACAAGACAUUGUAUGUUCAUUUUCACCCAUCACAAUUGAGAGAAAAUAGGACAUGAACUGCUCCAACCUCUGCUAUUAUCUCCUCCCACACCCUACACUCUAUUCCAAACCCAUUCCUCGCCAUCCUCUCACCCUUUUCCUCCCACUCAUAUCCACUCUUGUAUCAUAUCUUCUUCCAUUUCCCCUACACUAUACCCCCAUACUCAAACUGUGUAAUCUUGUAUUUUCCCUUACUCUAUCAAUCCUCCUAUUCUUGUAAAAAAAAAAAAUUGUUAUAGCUUACCUUUUUUUAAUGCUUUCAAAAAUGAGGCCUCUGACUGCCCCUCUACAAACUCUACCUUGGGUCUGACAUUUUCUUGAACAAAAUUGUAAAAAAAAAAAAUGUAAUUAAUCAAACAAUUAUUUGUGUGAUAUCAAAAGUUUUGUUUGCUGUACAAGAAUGGCAUUGAUGGUUGUGUAUAUUUGUAUCAUGUUUAUUGUUGUACAUUAUUUUAUGAUAACAGAGCUGCAUGUUAACUUAUUUUUAUAAUUGCAUGACACUUUUUUUUUUACCACAUAUUUUUGGGACCUGACCUUAAAAAUUCUACUUUAAUUCAUAGGGCAUCAAAUGCUAAAAAUUAUUGUUUUAAAUUAUUCCUAACAAAUAGGUUUAACAUAAAUAUUGAAUUCAGAUUUGUAUUUCUACACUUCAAAUGUCCCCAUGCGCCAAUGUAUUCGAUGAGAACUACUGUUAACAACUUCACAUCUUGUCAAAUUUGCUAAACCUCGUCUCCCUAACCACAACGCUAACCCUCACCCAUCUCCCUAACCCAAGCACAUCUCCCUAACCACAACCCUAUAUCUAACUCAAGUUAUUUUGGUACAAGAAAUGAAACCGCUGUCGAUCUGGAAAUAUUUGUCUGUCUCGUCAGGCUCAUCAUUCCAAAUUGAAAAUUUCUCUACAUUUUGAGGCAGGUAUUUUGCACUAUCCCCCUUCAUGCCCAUGACACUUUUUGUAAGCAUGUAUGAACUGUUUUUCAUACAAUGUUCCCGUAAAACAUAAUUGUUUGACGAUGGAAUUGAUCAAGUUCAAAUAUAAUAAUCUAAAAGACCCAGACUUUGUUAAACUUUGAAAGCAAUGCUGAAUAAACAUGUGUACAGCAUGGUAAGAUUCAGCAAAAGUUAAUGUUCCUAACAUCACUGUUCCCCGAAUGGUGGUCUGUGGAUCGCUCCACAAGUCUUGCGUUGCCGGUCCACACAACUUGAAUAUUUAUUCUCAAAUAAAAAAUAAAUUUAAUGAAUAAAUCUGCCACCCGUCUCUGGUGUGAUCACGGAACUUGUCCUACAGUCAGCUAAAUAAAGGUUUGGGAAAAGCUGCCUUAAAUGAUACAAUAAAAUGAAACUAAGUUUUAUCUUACAAUAUAUACAGAUUUUUAUUUUCAGUUCUAAUAACUGUUGGUGACAGUUUGAAUGAGGUAAUUUUAUGGCAAGUUUGUGGAUUAAAUAUGUGGUUUAGUUAUUGUGAAUCAUGUCCGUCACCACACUACAAAUGCUACAAUGUUGUUGGUG